Ascoidea rubescens DSM 1968 is the source of this 1020-nucleotide messenger RNA. RefSeq lists its product as uncharacterized. The annotation marks the transcript as partial. The transcript has a single exon. NCBI's taxonomy places the organism in Eukaryota, Fungi, Ascomycota, Saccharomycetes, Ascoideales, Ascoideaceae. The record is from RefSeq and is a predicted model, not a curated record.
UCUCAUCGAUAUCAUGUGAUAAUUUGACAUACAUACAAACUCUGCUCAAACUCUGCUCAAACUUUACUGCUCUCGGAUUUCUUUUUUACUGAUUAUUGCCCUUUUCGAUUUAUACUAUUUCACUUCACCAUUUCACCAUAACACUAUUAUUUCUGCACCAGUUCUAAUUAACUUGUUUGAAUUCUAAAUCCUAAAUUAUAAACGAAAAGUGCUAGUCCACAAAGAGUAGACCAUGAACUCCUUUCAUGUUUGAUUGUUUUCUAUAAAUUAUUCCUUAUUUUUCAUUUUUCUAUUGUUCUUUCCUUGUACUUUUAUCAUAUAUAAUCUCCUGUUUUUUCUCUUUGUAACUCGUUAUUUCUGCUCCAUACAAUCUUCAUAUUUUUUUUCCUCUUUCUUUUUUCCCUUCUUCUCUCUCCUUCUCCUCUGUCUUCUUUUUGAUUUUCCCACUUUUUAAACCAUGACUUUUAAUAACAAUGCUUAUAAUGUCACUUCCAACUGUAGCAGUAAGCUUGCUACCAACAUCAAGGAUGUCGUCACUACUAACAAUGCUAUUUCUAGGCCUCCAGCAUUGCAUCUUCCUUCAAUUUCCUCUUUAAAUAUUCCUGGAAACCCUUAUUACUCAUCAUAUCACCCACACAACUCGGUUUUGAAAUCUGCAAAUUGCCGUUUCCAGAAUCCACAGAACAGUAAUACCAGUGGUUCUUUGCUGUCUUCCAUACCCAACAUAAUUAACCAUGAUCUCAACAAUUAUUAUAAUAAAUCACCUUCAAAUCUGUCUUAUGAAUCUAACAGCAUUUUAAACCCCAAUUCACAUAUACAAAUUAUACACAAUAAUCUUUCUUUUAAUCCCAAUUCUCAUCUUCCACCUUUAUCCUCAAAUCCCACUUUACAAUCUCUACAAUCUGUAACACCUACCCUGCCCACCACUAUCAUUCCCUCUGCCAAAAAUCAAUUUAAAAUACUUUCUACUGAUUCUACAACUCUAAAAAAGAAUCUCAAUAAAACUACAAUCAACGUUAA